AUGACGCGAUCGCCGGCGGCCGACGUGCGGCGCGCGCUCGACGCGCUGCAGGCCGAGGAGCACGCGCGCGAAGCGCGCAUAGCAGGGCUCAUCAGCGCUGCGCAGGCAUCCAUAGCGGGGAGCGAGGAGGCGGCAGCGGCGGACGUCGCGCCGCGCCUCGCGCGCGUCGCACAGCGGUCGGCGGACCUCGAAGCACGGAUGCAGGGCACAGCGGGCACCGCAUCGCAGCUCUACGGCGAGAUGCAGCAGCUGCAUGAAGAGCGGCAGCGUGUCGAGCUCUCGAUGAAAUGGUGCCGCGCCGUGGUCCAGCUGAAGCACGCGUGCGCGGCGCUCGCCGAGGCGCUCGAGCACCGCGACUGGGAUGCGGGCGCCGCGCACUGUGCCGCGGCGCUCGAGGUGGACCAGGAGAUUGUGCACAGCGAGUUUGCGCGGCAGUCGGUGCCGUCGACCAUGCUUCCGGACCCGGCACCACAGACGCUCGCACGGCUGCGCACCGAGCUGCUCGAAGCGCUCACAAAGAACUUUGCGCACUACACGGCGCCUGCGACGCAGGACGAGGCGCAGGCGACACGCUUUCUCUCGCUCUUUCCCGUGGUGCACGCGCACGCAGAAGGCCUGGCGGCGUACACCGCGUUUGCCGUCACCCUCGUGCACGCGCAGGGCAAAGGCGUGCAGGAAAAGCUGCUUGCGACGCCGCCCACUGCGCCGUACUAUGGCAUGCUGUGGGGGGCCGUAUUCGACUCGCUCGCCAUCUUUAUCCACGAACACGAGCCGGUGGUCGACCGCCUCUUUCUCCAAGACGGCCACGCGGGCUUUGUGCAAGGCGUCCUGCCAGGCCUCUCGCAGGAAUGGACGCGUCUGGGGUUGCAGAUCCUCGAGGUCUGGGACGAAAAGCGGCAGCGCGUGCGCAUGCUGCGCGAUGCAAACGCAUACCGCUUCACGGUCCUCGACGGGAUCCGCGGCGCGCCCCACACGCCCGGGCGCAUCUUUGGCGAGGGCGAGAAGCCCAAGACGGACCUGUCGCUCCCGUUUUCGCUCACGCGCCCAAGCACGCCGAGCGCCGCACCGCCCGAGGCGCUGGCGCCCGACAUUGCACACGCCGACGUGCUCCUCACCGAGCUCGCGGCGGUCUCGUCGCAGUGGGCGCUCUUUCGGCAGUUUCUGCGGAACCAGCUCAAGACGGACGUGGUGCUGGUCGACGCUGCAGCCGGGCGUGCGCCGGACGCGUCGCUCAGUGCGCGUCUCGACGCACUCGUGUCCGAGACGUUCUUUCCGCUGCAGAUCUGGUCGCUGCGUGCGAGCAUCGAGCGCGUCCAUGCGCUGGAUACGCCGGACCUGAGCGCGCGCCCGAUCACGAGCUCGCUGCCCGACGACCUCUUCUUUAUGCUGCGCACCAUCUUUACACGCACGCUCUCUGCCUCCUCGCUAGAGCUUGCUGAGCGUGUCGUGACGCAGGCGCUCGCGCUACUCGAGACCGAGUUUGUCGAGAUCGUGGUGCUGCGCAUGGACGGAUGCCGCCGUGCGCUCAACGUCCCUCGCCUCGUCGACGGCCCCCGCCGUGCGGCCGCGGUGCGCGAAGUGAAGGCGACCAUGAUCGUGUACCUCAACGUGCUCGACGUGUCCGCCGCGUACACUGAGCGGAUCCUCGCGGACCUGCACCAGGAGUCGUUCCUGAUGCAGUACUUUGACGCGUCGCUGCCCGACCGCGCGGACCCCGACGUGUCCGCCACGAGCGAGCUGUCGCUCGCGCAGGACAUCGUGAGCCGCAUCGGCUCGCUCACCCCCAAGCUGCGCUCCGCCUUGCAGUUCGAGACGGAGGAGCUCUAUACCACCCUGGUCGAGCCGCGUGUGCAGGCGCUGCUCCACGAAAUGCUUCACGACCUCUCCUACGACCUCGACGAGGCGGCGUACGCGCGCGCCGAGGACGCCGACGCGGUCGCUACGCGCCUGCGUGCGGGCUGGGAGUCGGUGCUGCCCGGCUACCGUGAGCAGCUCACCGAGCCGAACUACGCGCUGCUCUUUGGCCACGCUCUCGAUGCGAUCCUCGCGCCGUGGGAAGAGGCGGUGAUGCACCUGCGCUUCAGCGAGCUGGGCGCGCUCCGCUUCGACAAGGACCUGCGCAGCAUGCUCGCCUUCUUUGCGGCUCAGACGCCGUGGGGCGUGCGCGACAAGUUUGCCAAGCUGCAGCAGGUCGCCUACGUACUCAACCGCGACGACGACGACGAGGGCGAUAUCUACGAGGCUGGCGCGUCGCUCGGUAUCUCGUGGCAGCUGUCACCCAGCGAAGUGCAGCAGAGCUUCACGACCUGGUUCGGGCGGUAA
Malassezia japonica is the source of this 2322-nucleotide messenger RNA. It is a transcript of the gene COG4, whose product is annotated as Golgi transport complex subunit 4. Lineage: Eukaryota; Fungi; Basidiomycota; Malasseziomycetes; Malasseziales; Malasseziaceae. The record is from RefSeq and is a predicted model, not a curated record. The transcript is spliced from 2 exons. The coding region runs from base 1 to 2322 and encodes 773 amino acids.